GAAUUCUUGAAUGUUUCACAACAUAAAGUCUUUUAAAGUUAUAACAACUUAUUAGAAUGAACUUGGCUUGUUUUAUUAUUAUCAAUUUAUUUAUUCAAUUAGUAUCAAGCAGUCACUUGACUAUUUUCCGAGAUGAACCGAAGUAUUUAGGCUACACUCGGCAAAUGUCUCGACAAUUGUUAUGUGUCAGUGACAGACCGAAAGACGCAAUUGUUUGGAAUACUAAUUUAUACUGGAUUGAUGAAAAUCUCAAAAAUUCCGAUAGAAAAGAAUCGACAGAUACAAAGCUUUCGAGAUUCACAGCUAAUUACGAACAACAAAUGAGAAUCAAUGUGGAUAAAAUGGGUUUUAAUUUAUGGGGUCAAGAAGGUGGCAAUUGGAGCAUCGUAGAUUCUUGUGAUAUUCCGAUGGGUCCAGUUUAUGAUAGUCGUUGGGAAGGUUUCACAGAUUUUGAAAGUAGCACCUUCAAGCCCAUAAAAAUAAAGAAAAAUGGAGUUCCCACUACUCUUAAAUUUGGAGCAACUGGUAGUUUAGCAUUUUCUAUCAGAGGACGAAAGAAUGCUCACAUACUAAUAUGUGAGUCAGAAAAAUUUGAGAGCGAUUUUUGUUACUGGAUUAUAAUCGGUGGUUGGGAGAAUACAAUUUCUGGAAUGAGAAAAUGUGAAAAUGGUGUACCAUGGGAAAUUCCACCCAAUAAUUCUCCUUGUCGUAUCUUGCAAAAUGAUUAUCGGAAAAUGUUACUGAGUUCUGAUGAAUGGAAAACAUUUGUAUUGACAUGGGAAGAAGAAACUCGUAAAAUACAAUUAUUUAAUCCAGAUAAAAAGAUUUUACAUUAUAGUGACUACGAUAAAAUAGAACUUAAGCAAACUUCGAAUAACUCAUACUAUAUUUUCUACAGAAAUCCAACCGAUGAAAUGCUAUUUCGCUAUCAUGACUAUAAUUAUACUCUGACAACAGACCGUGGUGCAAUUCUUCGAAGUUCACCACUGAUAUCAGGAAAUUCGCCAGAUAUAUGUAUUGAUAUGCUAGUAGGUUUAUGUUAUCAUUGCAAUUUAAUUGUAAGUAUCAUAGAUGGGGACAGGGAAAAAGGGACGGCCAUCUGUAAUUUAGAAGAAGCUGAUCCAAUGAAAGAUCACUGGGCAAUAACAAACUUCGAAAAUUGUUUACCAGAAGGCACUUCAAAUUCCAGUGAAAUGGAAAUGACAGCAACCCAAGAUUAUGCAUCAGGUUACCUUUGGCCAUCUGUUAGCUGUCAAAGACUGUCAUAUGAAGAUCCAAAAUCAGAAGUUCUUGAAGCUAUUAAUGUGCUUCCUACCAGUUCAAAUAACUUUGAGAUUUGUAAAAAUUUUAAUUUUGGACCAAAUUGUGAAAUUAAGUGCAGCUCUUUUUCUGAAUUUGACUGCUAUGGUGUAGAAAUAUGUACUAAGCUUGGUUGCUCAUGUGCACAAAGGAUUAUACGGCCGUAUUUGUCUAACACUCAAUGUUCGCAAGGAUUAUAUGGUUUUGGAUGUUCAAAAAAAUGCAGCAACUGUAGUCUUGACAGCUGUGACAGAUACUCUGGUGAAUGUCUCUUAGGUUGCAAACUUCUCCACGGAUUUCAUUCUACCAACCCUUAUUGUGAUCAAGAUACAAGUGCUCGAGUAUUUUUAUAUGAAGAAGAAAAUUAUAAACUCAUCAAUGCUAUGUUUGAAUUCGAAGCCGAGACAGAUCAUGAAAGUAUUUUAAGAGAAAAAGCUCAUACUAAAAUAAAUAUUAUCAAUGGUACUGAAAAAAGUACUUUUUUUGCUAUCUUCAAUGAUCUGUUACCUGGAACAAAAUAUGAGGUAAAAGCUGUAAUGCACAUUCAGUUCGAGAAUAAUAAAUACAGACAACUCGUAGGGAGUCCGGCUAGUUUUAUAACACUAUGCAAUUUUUAUGAUAGAAUAAAAAAAUCUGAUGAAGUAUUAACGAUAUUUAUAUUUUUGAUUGUUUUCUUUGAAUUUUUUCUUCAGAAAAAAAUUUUUUCCCUAGGAAAUUCAUAUCCGUGUCCGGAUUCUUGGUAUUCAAUUGACUUAUCAAUAAUAUCACCAACGACAAAUGAGUCACGUCCAGUUCAUAUGAACGACACUGAAAUUAAAUUUCCAAUCACUUUAUCAAAUCUACAUCCAUUGACAGAAUACCAAGUAUGUAUAAACGGUAGUGACAAUGAGUUUCGAGAUUGUCAAAUAUUAUCCACUCUCGAAGCAGCACCACCGCCCGUAACCAAUUUGCAGGAAAAAUCUGUUACUGCAACUGGAGUCGAAAUUCUGUGGAAUUCCCCAGAACCAUCAAAUGGUGUUAUACUAGGUUACAACUUGACUAUUAAAGUUUUAUAUUACAUCGGUUGCAAAAGUAAACAGAAGACUCCAGAAAAUUUGAAAAUUUCAAAAACGUAUUCAAACAUUGCUCCUACUACUGAAGUAAUAUAUGAGUUAAAGAACUUAGUACCUUAUGUCUUUUAUGAAGUUUCAGUGUCAGCAUAUAAUUCAAGAGUAGGAAAUAAAAAUAGCUUUAUCUUUAGCACUAAACCAAGAGACAUACCUACUGAAGUAUUUACUAAUAUAAAAUUCUCACAUAAUCAAAUUACUUGGGACAAUCCAGUUGAUUGUUGGACAAUUACUGGCCCAAUUGAUGAUUCAAGAGUUGUUAUAACUGGAGUGAGUGAAAAUGUAAAAAACUUUUACUACUCAUAUGACACCAAAUCGCAUUUUGUAAAUUUAAAUUUAUUGAAAGCACAACAAAUUUAUGGAAAUGAGAAAUAUCGAGCUGAAAUUUAUGUACUUCGUGGACCUGAUAGAUUUAUAAAUAUUAGUGCUCAUAUUGAUUCUCUUUUUACCACGGAUCCAAGUCCUCCACCGAAAGUUCAAAACCUCGAAAUAGUAGAAAUAGAUGAAUCGAAUACCACCUUACGAUGGCAACAACCUUCAUCACCAAUGAAUGGCGAACUAGAUUAUUAUAGCAUCAGAUUUUUAGGAAGAAAUGAAAGAUUGCUUAGUGAAGUAAAAGUACAUCUUAACGAAACAUGUUACCUUUGGAAGAAUUCAUUAUGUAAAACUGUCCCACAUCCAACCAAAACAAUUAAACAAUACAUAGAAGUAAGAGCUCAUAAUAAAGGAGUCAAUAAUCCAGGUGAAUCAUUUAAAAUCGUUGACAAUCGUGAAGAACAAACUCCAGAACAACCUGAAAUCAUAUCAGUAACAGAAAUAAAUAAAGGAGUGGUAUAUGUAAAAUGGCAACACCCAUCCAUCACUGGUGGACCAAUAAAACAAUUUGUAAUUAUCCCAAAGAUAAUUGACACCGAGCUGAAAAAUUAUCCAUAUUCUAAAAAUUCUGAAACCAAAAAUGUUCCAAUUUCUAAAUAUGAGCCUGAAUAUUCUACUUACUUAUACCUACAACCAUCGACACGUUAUACCAUAUUUAUUCAAGGAAAAACAGCAACACAAAGUGGAAAACAAUCACAAGAAAUAAUUGAAACCGCUUGUGCUUUGGACUUUCAGUAUAAACCACAUCCUGUUCCGGAUAAUGAUACUUCCUUAAUCAACAUUGUCAUUCCACCAAUAGUCAAUAACACAAAAGAUAGCAAACUUCACAUCAUUGUUAAGGGUCCUUCUAUUUGUAAACAAGGAGGAACAUUGAGUGAACAAAUGGCAAAAGAUAUUGAAGUUGAUUAUCAUGAAGUAGCUUGGCGUGUGGCUACUUUUCCCAGUAAUAAAACAGCAAACCUAUCAUUCACAAUUGGAGAUGAUCAUAUUUAUGAUGGUGUGUCAAAUUGUCCUCUCAAUGUGGGUAGUACUUACGUUAUUGUUAUUUUGGUACAUGACAAAACACACUCAAAUAAAGCAGCUUUACCACUCAUUUGGAAAUCUGAGCCAAUUCAAAUUGGACGAAUUCCCAAGAUACAUCAUGAGUCAUGGGCUAUACCAGUUGUUUUAAUUGUUUUAAUUAUUGGUGGAACUAUGUACUACUGUUUACUUAAAAAAAGGAAUAAAGAGUAUUUUGAUAAGACACAAAGUGAUGAAAUGACUGAACCUAUUCCAAUUUACCCUAUUGUCCCUGAAAAGAAGAAUAGAAAAUCUGAACAUAUAAAUGAAGCAGAAGAUAUUUCUAAUAUGGUUGAUAUUCGAGAAUCAAUUUCAAUUACUCCAUCAAAUUCUACAGAACGUUUAAAUCGAACUAUUGCUACUGAGUCAAUAUAUGAAAAUUUGAAAGGUAACUCGUCGAUUAGAAUUAAUGAAUUUCAAGAUUACGUCAAACAGGCAAUCGCUACUGGAAAAUUGGAUCUACAGUAUGAGAUUCUUCGAAGAGGUCAAACAAAACCCUGGAAGUAUGGAAUAAUGCCUCAAAAUAAAUCAAAAAAUAGAUAUGGAAAUUUAAUUGCAUAUGAUGAAACACGUGUUAUAUUAGAAAAGCUACCAGAUGAUCCUUACUCUGAUUAUAUCAAUGCUAAUUACAUACAGGGCUAUAACAAUGAGAAAGCUUACAUUGCUACCCAAGGACCAAAACCAAAUACUUUGAUAGAUUUUUGGCGAAUGAUAUGGCAAGAAGAAAUUCUCGUGAUAUGUAUGCUAGCUAAUAUAAUCGAAGGUGGCAAGAUAAAAUGUGAACAAUAUUGGCCAGAGAUUGGAAAAGAAAUAAAAUAUGGAAAAAUUACUGUGGGUAAUAUCAGUCACACAGUAUUUGCGGAUUAUUCUUUUAGAACUUUUCAUGUAACUUUUGGACAGAAAAGUCGAAAGAUACGUCAACUUCAUUUUACGGCCUGGCCAGAUCAUGGAGUUCCCUUAUAUACUCAAUCAGUGGUAUCCUAUCUAAAAAAACUACUUGCAACUCCAACAGGAAAUGGACCAAUAUUGGUCCAUUGUAGUGCUGGAGUUGGUAGAACUGGAACAAUCAUUGUAUGUGAUAUAUGUUUACGUCGUGCUGCUGGUGAAGGAGUCAUUGAUGUCUUUGGAGAAACAGAAAUGAUGAGGAACCAACGAGCAAACAUGGUGGACAAUAAACAACAGUAUCUACUUGCACAUUUAGCAUUAGUAGAAUGUCUUUUAGCCUUACCAACAUCAAUUCCAUGUAAUGAUAAUCUACCAUCAAACAUUCAAGAAUUCAAAAAUCAACUUACAUUACAACAGCAAAGACUUGAAGAAUCUACCUGGCAAGAUCGAGCUCUUCAACCAUUAGCAGUUUCUCCGAAAUUAUCCGAGGCAAAUCUUGCCAAAAAUCGAUUCCCUGAAUUAGCACCUCUUUCUUCAAGAAUAUACAUAUCAAGAUAUCCAACUACAGAAGAUGAUAGUAAUUAUAUUACUGGGGUUUAUGUUGAUAGUGCAAGAAAAAAGAAUAAUUAUAUUGCUUCUCAACUGCCAUUACCUAAUACUGUGGGUGACUUUUGGAGAAUGGUUGUUGAAUUAAAAGUUGAACUUAUUGUUUUACUUCAACCAGUUGAUCUCAAUGAUGAAACUUGUGGCAAAUUCAUCCCGAAGCCUGAUGAAGAAAUGAAACCUGUACCAUUUAUAACUUUAAAAGGAAAAAGUAUAGCUGAUUCAGAAAUUUAUCUCCAACAAAGAGUAAUUUUAGCUAAUAGUUUAGAGAAAUGUGGUAAUGAGAGAACUAUCACUAUCCUAACUUGUAAAGACUGGAAACCAGGGAAAAAUAAAUCACCACCCAAGCCUGCUAUUUUAGUAGAUUUAUGGCAAAGUGCUGAAAGAAUUUCAAGAAGUGAAGAACCUACACUAGUUCUUUGCUAUGAUGGUGUAACAGGCUGUGGUCUCUAUUUAGCUCUAAGUUUCCUUUUAGAAAGAAUGGGAUUAGAACGCGAAUGUGAUGUUUGUUUGGCAAUACGAGCAAUAAGAAGAUCUAGAUCUGAUUUUUGUAAAUCUAUCGACCAAUUUGCAUACCUGUAUGAUGCUGCAGCAGUAUAUUCUGAUUAUUUUGAAACAUACGCAAAUUUUACUUAAGUAAUUAACUGUUAAAAAAUCUCUAUUUAUCAUUAAUACUUUUUAAAAUCAAACUGUAUAAACGCU
This is a messenger RNA of Chelonus insularis, 6029 nucleotides long. Its product is annotated as receptor-type tyrosine-protein phosphatase T-like. The record is from RefSeq and is a predicted model, not a curated record. Gene Ontology annotation, molecular function: protein tyrosine phosphatase activity; protein binding. Gene Ontology annotation, biological process: protein dephosphorylation. Lineage: Eukaryota; Metazoa; Arthropoda; Insecta; Hymenoptera; Braconidae.